This is a messenger RNA of Closterium sp. Naga37s-1, 1422 nucleotides long. NCBI's taxonomy places the organism in Eukaryota, Viridiplantae, Streptophyta, Zygnematophyceae, Desmidiales, Closteriaceae. The record is from the annotation of a GenBank genome assembly.
AUGGGGUACGACGAGGAGCUUGGCGGGGCUGCGGAAACGGCGGGGACGCCAGGGUCGGGGUCGAUAUUAAUGUCUGGCGUGGAAUCCCCGACUGCGGCCAAGGCGAAGCUGAAAGAGCCGUCAGCGGCGGACCUAAUGAAGGCGCAGCUGAAGGCGGAAGCCAGCGCGGGGAAGGGCGCGGGCGCGCGGCGGCGGAGCUGCGGGUGGUGUGACGUUGCCGCGUGGACGGGCCUCGUGGUGUCGCUGGCGCUCGUGGGGUUCGGCCUGGCCAUUCUCAUCCUCGCCCUCACCUUCAACACUGAGGACCCAAAGUUCGAAAUCCUCAAGGUGGAUUUGAAGCAGCUGAACUUUGGAACUUCUGGGAACCUUCUGUUUGAUUUCAACAACUUUAAAGUCAAGGCGAACGGGAAGGCGGACGUCAAGGCGCUGGUGGUUAACCCUAACAACCACGAGGUGAUCGUUGAGGCGCUGAAUGUCAACCUCAAGCUCUUCAACGUCGACAUUGCCAACACUUCGAUCCCCGGAUUCGAGCUCUCAAAGAAGGGAAACAUCACAUUGAGCAUUCCAUUUCCCAUCAAGAAUCUUCCGGUCAUUGCUACUGGUAACAAGGACAACCUCAUUACUACAUCGCUCCGCAAGGGACAAGUGGAUGUCAAGGAGGAGAAAUACACUGACAUAACUGACGACCUCGAAGAGCCUUACAAGAAGCAAUACAUGGCGGACGCAGCUGGUUUUGACUCGUAUGAGAUGGAGCAGGCAAAGCUGCAGCAUCAUAAGCAGCAGAAGCGCAGUUGUUGCACGUGGCAAAACAUCGCCGUAACGUGCGGACUUCUCCUCUCCCUGCUUAUGACCGGCGUGGGAAUCGCCAUACUCGUUGUUGCGUGCACCUAUAAGCCCGAGCCUCCCGUGAUCCGGAUUGAGAAGGUAGAUAUUGUACGGCUAAAUUUCAACGGCACAGGCACCAACAGUGACCUAACUACAAGUCUCGGCGGGCUGGGAGCUACUAUCGGGGAUGCCCUCGGGAACCCGUUGGGGGGAGCGCUGGGGAAUCUCGGGAGCGAUCUCGGAAGCCUGCUGGCGGACCCAACCAAUUUCACCCUCAAUAUGAAUGCACUUAUUAACGUUACAGCGAAUGUGUUGAAUCCAAACAAAUACGAUAUUCAAGUGAAGUACUUGGACCUGUUCAUCUCGCUCUUCAACAUAAGCGUCUCCAAUGUCUCGUUGGGCGAGUUCAGGUCCCCCAGCAAUCAGAACAUCACCAUGACACUCCCCUUGAAAAUUGUCAACGUGCCGCUGGUGUCUCUUGGAAAAGAUAGUGUCAUUGGCAACUCCCUCAUGGCUCAGAAGCUCAAGAUGAAGGAGUUGCCGAAGGCAAAGCCCAGGUUUGGGCCUUCUCCUCACCAACCUACAAGGUCGGAGUAG